Molecule: messenger RNA, 2366 nt
Organism: Ciona intestinalis (vase tunicate)
Lineage: Eukaryota; Metazoa; Chordata; Ascidiacea; Phlebobranchia; Cionidae
Source: RefSeq, a predicted model, not a curated record
AAUUUUAUGUUAGUAGCGCCAGUUGAUUAUCAAAAAUGGCCGCUACAAAUUCUGUAUUCUAGAACCACCUUGGUUUGUUUUUCCUAUAUGAUACAUUCGUUGAACCUGCUUUAUACAUUGGUUUUAAAACAGUUCAGUGUCAAUUUCGUUAACUUGAUAUCGUGAUGGCUACUGAAGACCUUCUGGUUGACCUGGGUGCAGAUUCGCAGCCAAUUGUUCCAGAAUCCAAGUUGGAAUUUCUUGCAGAAGAGAAAAAUGGGAUUCUUCAAACAGAAGAUGAUUUGGCAAUGGCUUUAUCUUUAAAAGAUGAAAUGAAUCAAGAUGGUCACAAAGCUACCAUAGGAGCAUCACAAGUGACCCCUUAUCCCGAAAUAGGGGAUACCGCACGUCCUACAUCUAAGUCAGCAUGGCUGGAUGAUGAGACUCGAGCCAAAGAAGAAUUUGCAGAUAUUGCUAAAUAUGGAAUAAUAGAGGUAUCAGGAGUUGAUACAAGUGGACGACCAGUGAUCGUGGUGAGUGCUUCAAAACUUCCUUCUAAUAAGGAACUAGAUCACAAGAAAUUGUUAAGGUAUUUGAAGUUCAGCUUGGACAAGUAUGUGGAGUCCGAUUACAGUGUGGUUUACCUUCACUAUGGUCUUAACAGCUCAAACAAACCAUCGUUUUCAUGGUUGCGUGAAGCUUAUAAGGAGUUUGAUCGAAAAUAUAAAAAAAAUCUGAAAUCCUUAUACCUUGUUCAUCCGACCACCUUCAUAAGAAUCCUAAUGAAUGUAUUCAAACCACUAAUCAGUGUGAAGUUUGGUCGCAAGAUGAGUUAUGUUAACUAUUUGCAUGAAAUAGCAGAUGUGGUGCACCUUGAUCAACUUCCAAUACCACAGGAUGUACUUGAUCAUGAUCGUGAAUUGGUGAAGAAGUUAAACAAAGCAGAGACUCGUCCUCGUGAUGCAUCGGAUAGUGACAAACCAGUUGAACCGUUGACCACACAACAAUUUGGUGUCUCACUUGAUUUUUUGAACACAAAUAAUCCAGGCUACAACAUUCCCAAAGUUGUGCAAGAUACUAUAUCAUAUAUUAAAGAAAAUGGUUUAAGCACGGAAGGUUUAUUUCGACGAUCUGCAUCAGCGAUUGCAUUACGUGAAGUUCAAAAGCUCUAUAAUGCUGGGACUACAGUUGUGUUUGAUGAUCCACACUUGGCUGCUGUCACGCUCAAAGCAUUUCUUCGUCAGCUUCCUGAACCAGUGCUUACUUUUCAACUUUAUGAAUAUAUUCUUAACAUCUCAAGAGUUGAAGAAGAGACAAGAGUCAGAGUUGUUUCUUCUCUCCUUCAAAAACUUCCAAGAUUAAACUUCAUCUUACUCAAAUAUAUCAUGGAUUUCCUAGCAAUUGUUGCUGCGCAUUCGGAUGAGAAUCGAAUGACCUUCAGCAACCUUGCUGUUGUGUUCGGACCAAAACUAGCUUGGUCAACUGAUCAGGCUGCAUCCUUGGUGGCAAUGGGUCCAAUCAACACUUUCACAAUGCUGAUGCUUCAAAAUCAUGAACAACUGUUCGCUGAAGACUCAGAUUGCUAACCACACUUAUGACAUCACAAUGGUAACCUUUAUAUUGACUAGACUUAGUGCGGUGGUGGUAUCUUGUAAUAUUGCCCAUAUUUGUACAUGCGGAAGCUAGUUCUAGUGUUGAAGCUGGUUUUUAUUUGAUUUCAAACUGUCCCAGUAUUUGUAGAUAUGGAGUGUGAACUAACACACUAUAAUGAAUAAGUCAAACAUACUGGGUUACACAGUAAGAGUACAAACAAGUUUAUUAAAAUCUGUUAUAUAAAUAUUGUUUUAUGCACUUUGUAUUUUAAGCAUACAAAAACAACCCUUUCCUAAUGUUUAAACAACAUGAUCUGGUUAAUAUUACAUUUAUUCUAACCCCCCCUAAAACAUUCAACCAAAACAAUCAUUACAUUUAUUCACAUAUUCUAGACAGAAAAAUACACCCAUUUUAUUCUGGUAAUGUGUAAAUUAUUGCCGUAUGUAUGGAGUGUUGAAUGUAUUCUAUUGAUUUUAAAUGUGCAAUGCUCAUACACUGUGUAACUUCAUUUCCGUUGUGUUGCGGAUAUUCCACUUCUGUAGCAAGUUAUCUAAAGUUUCAAACACCGCUGCUGGCGUAACCACUUUUUCUGCCUACCUUUUUUAACUUACCACACAAAAACUAGAAUGUAGAGUUGACAUUUUAAAUACGUUGAAACAAAAAAUUAUCAAAAUUGGCAAAAUCCAUUGCUGGCAGUGGUUGAGUUUUCGCAAUUGUAGGACUAUAUUAUUACUUGUAUAAUGUAAAACCUACCGCCUGCUUCAUUUUAACCAAAUACAUUAUAGAAACAUAUU